UGUGUGCAGCGGGACAGAUAAAAACCAAACGGCGAGGAGGAAACACCCACUACCCUGCAGAGACUCUGAGGAUGAAGCUGCUUCACGUCCCCAUGGCUGUGGCUGUGCUAUCUGCAUUGGUCGUUACAGCUGCUGCUGCAGGGCCUAAAACAGGAGUUUCCGGAGUUAAUUUAAAUGGGAAGAUGUUCACUUUGUCUAGCUCUGCAGGAGGAAUAUACUUCUACCCCCCCCAGUUUUAUACCAAUCCUUACCCAACUCGAAGAUACCCGACCAGGCCUUACUACACCACCAUACGCCCCUAUACCCCAGAAUCCACCGUCAGCAGGAAAUACAUCCCCAGCAACACCACUAGCCGCAACACCAGUGAACUGCUCACCACCCGCAGACCCACCACUACCACCACCUCCUACCCCCGCCCCACCGCCACCCACCUCCCCACCACCACAGCGUCCCGCAUUAGAGGUUGGUCCGUGUGUCUGCGAUACCUGACGGACUACAGCACAACAAUCUUCACACUUGGUCAAUCCAUGUACCCUCUGAGCUUCGGAGUCAAGACCACUGAUCCAGCAUAUUUUCUGAAUAUGGAUCCGUUCGGACAGUCUUUGUCCUUUCGACCCAUCCUAAAAUUUUUGCCAGGCAUCAAAUCCGAGGUCUGGAGCAGAGUUUGUCUCAUUGUGGACAACAUGAAGCACGUGGCCCAGGUGUUUAGCGGCUCCAAAACCAGCAUCAGGAAGCUGCUCCCUAGACAGUUUGUGUGGUCAGGGGAGCCUGUGAUUAAUUUUUCAGAAUUUAAUGGUCAGUUGACCGAUGUGCAGAUGUGGGAUCAUACUCUCAGCAAACUCGAUGUCCUCAACUACAUGACCUGCGGCACUAUCUCCGGGCCCUACAGCGGCUCCCUCAUUACCUGGUCCUACAUCAGCUACUCCUCCAGUGGAAUCACACUCUUGGAGGACGACGCCUAUGAAUGGCAGGCUCGACAGCCAAUCAGCAGCAGGAGGAGGAGUAGUGGGGGUCUUAAAAAGAGAGUGAAGAGGAUUUUAAAUAUGAUGGAGAGUAACCCUGUGUGGGAAAAGUAUCUACUGAAAUAAGAGGCAAAUAAUCAUAAAUAAAAUGAUAAUAAUAACUGAUUAAAGUCUUUGAUAACCAUAUACAUUUAUUACCAAGACUAGAAACCAGUCUUAUUAAUGGAAUUAAUUAUGCUUUCAAGAUUUUACUAACAUGUUUUACUAUAUAUCUCUUUUUUCACCUGUAUUUCUCAUUAUAAAACAAUAAAGAGAUGGCUGACACAAUA
This is a messenger RNA of Eleginops maclovinus (Patagonian blennie), 1291 nucleotides long. RefSeq lists its product as uncharacterized. The transcript is spliced from 5 exons. Bases 72 to 1088 code for a protein of 338 amino acids. The record is from RefSeq and is a predicted model, not a curated record. NCBI's taxonomy places the organism in Eukaryota, Metazoa, Chordata, Actinopteri, Perciformes, Eleginopidae.